Molecule: messenger RNA, 1537 nt
Organism: Cucumis melo (muskmelon)
Lineage: Eukaryota; Viridiplantae; Streptophyta; Magnoliopsida; Cucurbitales; Cucurbitaceae
Exons: 2
Coding region: 445-1392 (315 amino acids)
Cellular component (GO): chloroplast
Source: RefSeq, a predicted model, not a curated record
GGUCAAACAUUGGUGACCUGAGUAUGUGGUUUGAUUAUUGUACUAAAAAAAUCACAUCAACUUCUUCUUCUCUCUUAAUCUUAUCCAAAUUAAGCCAAACCAAAAACCUCGAUAAAUCCUUCCUCUUGUUGCUUAUGCCGCUUCUUCCCACUUUCCUCUCUACCAAAUUCCCAGUGAAUUCAUCAUACUCUUCAUACCCUAAAAUCAGCAAUGCCCUUUCCAAUUCAUCACUAUUUGCAAAGAUUCAACAUCUCCGCUCGAACCCCUUCGAUUGACAUUGGAGAAAUCUCCUCUAAACCCUUUUCUAUCAUCAUUCCCUGAAUCAAUUUCCAAUGCCAUAAUCCCACUCCCACCCAAAUGUCUCGGCUAAAUCCCUCUGGAGCUGCAGAGGAUUUUUCUUGAACAAUUCAACCCCCACUCGUAUUCUUCAGCUUCCGGUAACCGAUGACUACUUCUUUACCAUUAACUUCUCCAUUAUUCUCUGCAUUUUCGCCGAGAAAGACCCUUUUUUCGCUCAAGCUUAAUCGGCCCUCCAUCACUCAGAGUACACAUUCUCUUCAUUUUUCGAGUCCAUUUGUAAAUGUUCCUCAUUCCAACUGUUCUGAUCCUGUUUCCUCGACUUCUCGGAUCAUUCGUACUGUCCCUCGAAGUUCUUCAAAUGGGUUUCUCGAAGAUGACGAGAUUAUCCCUUCAUUUGAGGAGAAGCCGAUUAAAGUUCUGAUUUUGGUUCUGUUUUGGGCAUCUUUAUCCCUUGCUUGGUUUGCUGCUUCUGGGGAUGCUAAAGCUGCUGUUGAUUCUAUCAGAGCUUCGAAUUUUGGGCUAAAGAUCGCCAGCGCAUUGCAAAGCUCAGGCUGGCCUGCUGAGGCUGUAGUGUUUGCCCUUGCUACGCUUCCUGUAAUUGAGCUCCGUGGGGCCAUUCCUGUUGGUUACUGGAUGCAGCUUAAGCCUGUUACUCUAACCGUUCUAUCAGUACUUGGGAACAUGGUUCCUGUACCCUUCAUCAUACUCUAUUUGAAGAAAUUUGCAACUUUUCUAGCGGGAAGGAAUGCAUCUGCCUCUCAAUUCCUCGAUAUGUUAUUCAAGAGGGCCAAAGAGAAAGCUGCACCUGUUGAAGAGUUUCAGUGGCUUGGUCUGAUGCUAUUUGUGGCCGUGCCUUUCCCCGGAACAGGAGCUUGGACUGGUGCCAUAAUUGCUUCCAUCUUAGACAUGCCAUUCUGGUCAGGUGUCUCUGCAAAUUUCUUUGGUGUUGUAGUGGCAGGGCUUCUAGUCAACUUGUUGGUGAAUCUUGGUCUGAAGGAGGCCAUUGUCACUGGAGCGAUUCUUUUCAUUAUAUCAACAUUCAUGUGGAGUAUUCUUCGAAUGAUAAAGAAAAGCUUUGAGAAAAUGAACUAAUCCAAAAGGUUAGGUAUUUCUUUGUCUACUGACAAUGAACCAGGUUGGUCUGAUCUUAGUCUGAUAGAUCUUGACUUUGACUUGUUACUUGUUAGUUUAAGUUGGAAAUCUGAUCAAUUGAUUACUUACUCUUUUCUUGGUGGCA